This is a messenger RNA of Danio aesculapii, 2238 nucleotides long. RefSeq names its product ATG5 autophagy related 5 homolog (S. cerevisiae) (gene atg5). The record is from RefSeq and is a predicted model, not a curated record. Gene Ontology annotation, cellular component: phagophore assembly site membrane; Atg12-Atg5-Atg16 complex; cytoplasm. Gene Ontology annotation, biological process: autophagy of mitochondrion; C-terminal protein lipidation; cellular response to nitrogen starvation. NCBI's taxonomy places the organism in Eukaryota, Metazoa, Chordata, Actinopteri, Cypriniformes, Danionidae. The transcript has 8 exons. The coding region runs from base 141 to 968 and encodes 275 amino acids.
UUCGUGCCAUUUUAGGGCUGCAUGACAUCGCUGGCAGUGGAAGAUGAGCUCAACUGUAAUGCUUCCUGUCGACAUCUAAUGAAUUGUUUUGAACAGAUUGGUAGCUGAAGACAUUCAUUAUAUGUGUCACUUGGAGAAAGAUGAUAAUGGCAGAUGACAAGGAUGUGCUUCGAGAUGUUUGGUUUGGAAGGAUACCCGCCUGCUUCACACUGUCUCCAGAGGAAACCACAGAGAGAGAGGCAGAACCAUACUAUCUGCUCCUCCCACGGGUCAGUUACCUGACACUAGUCACUGAUAAAGUCAAGAAACAUUUUCUCAAAGUCAUGAAGGCAGAGGAUGUGGAGGAAAUGUGGUUUGAACACGAGGGAACGGCUCUUAAAUGGCACUAUCCCAUUGGUGUGUUGUUUGACCUUCAUGCUUCAAACUCCGCUCUGCCCUGGAACAUCACAGUGUACUUCAAGAAGUUCCCAGAACAAGACUUGCUUCACUGCCCAACAAACUCUGUGAUAGAAGCACAUUUCAUGUCUUGCAUUAAAGAGGCUGAUGCACUUAAACACAAAGGCCAAGUCAUCAAUGACAUGCAGAAGAAAGAUCAUAAACAACUGUGGAUGGGUCUGCAAAAUGAUAAAUUCGACCAGUUCUGGGCCAUGAAUCGCAAACUCAUGGAGUAUCCCACCGAAGAGGGAGGCUUCCGGUAUAUUCCCUUUAGAAUAUAUCAGACUAUGAGUGACAGACCAUUCAUCCAGACGCUCUUCCGACCAGUGUCUUCUGAAGGCCAAGCGCUUACACUGGGAGACCUGCUGAAGGAGCUGUUUCCUGCUGCCAUUGAGGAUGAGCCAAAGAAAUUCCAGGUUAUGAUUCACGGCAUUGAACCCCUGCUAGAGACGCCCAUCCAGUGGUUGAGCGAACACUUGAGCCACCCCGACAACUUUCUCCACAUCAGCAUCAUCCCAGCACCGAGUGACUGAUUCCAGAUGAUCCAACUGUGAUGAUGGAGAAGCACGGGUAAAAGAAAGGCAAAGACAGUCUGAUGGCACAUCAUUCCUUCCUGUUUUUCUCAUUCUCAUCCCUGCAGUGGCCUUAUUGGGAGCGAUGGUCAUCCAAACAGAAUCACAUAAAGAAGACACUUUUAAAAAAGAAUUCAUUUAGAGCUCUCACAUGGGGGUCCCGUGUUCUUUGCUGCCUUUAAAAAAAAUUCUUACAUUCAUACAUUUGCACAAGCUUGAUGUGAUUGUACUCCCACAUUAACACUCCCGCUCUCUAAUUUGUGAGCGACCUACGUUUAGACUCUCAGAUCUGUUAAUUAUUAGGCGGGAUCCCGUUUGGUGUUUAAUGAGGCCACUAAACAGCUGUACUUAGUGCUAAAGGGGACUGAUUAUCAAUGGGUUUUAUGGAUGCAGUCGGGUCAGAUGAAGUGUGAAACGAAUGGAAUUCUCGCGUAAAACUUUAAUCGAGAAAAAAACGGGGAUUUGAGGGGACAAAUUUUGGUGACUUCAUAUAUACCGGAUCAAAUGUGUCAGUGUGUCUGGUUUUGGCAGCCUUGCAGGGGGUCACACAGCUCAGCGGAGGUGAUGAUGAUGCCACGGGAUGAUUAGUCACAGGGGAUAACAACACAAACGAAGUCUCUCUUUCCCGGACUCCUUUAGGGAUAUGGUUUACUUUCUUCUAAUGAUUUUUUUCUGCUAGUUUUGUUCAUUCUGAGCCAAAUUUUGAUCAUCGAAAUGGACACGCUGCAUAAGAAGUAAGUCAGAAACUACACACACUUACUUUCCAACGAAUUAACCUUACAGUGUUUUCAUUUUCUUUAACCGUUUAUUUACAACCUGUAGGCAGACUGGCUGUCUGUGUUUAGGGGGGAUGUGGGGGACUGUAGAUCAGUGCAGCAGACGACACACAGCUGAGAGUGAUUAUUCGUUUAGAGGAAUCAGUGAGUGUUUUACCCCCAGACCGAGACAGAGAGACAGCGGGCAGAAACCGCAGAGCUUACGCCACCACCAGGCGGAUUCUCGGCAGACUGUUCUUGGGACAAUGCUGUUUGUGUACAAACUUUCAGACGUUUAUAUCAUUCCUCGUGUGACUCUGAGUUAGUACAGAAAUAGAGAUGCUGCAACUAUGUCACUAUUAAUAACACGGUUAACACGAAGAUGGUUCAAAUGUGCUUACGCGUUCUUUUCAUGCUAUUCUGUCUUUGCUAGAUUAAUUUAAAAUGCAUUUAAUUAAAAUGAUAUUUUAUAACUA